AUGGUCAUAAAUAAGAGUGGUGUGAAUAUGAUGAGAGAACCAAAAUAUAUGAUUCAAAAUUUUUUUAAGAUAAAUGAAACAAAUAAUAAAGAAGAAAACGAUUUAAAGUGUUUACACAAAAAUAGUUAUAAACAAAAUAAGAAAAAACAAACUUCUAGAAAUCGAAUUAAAUAUUUAACAUAUACAGAUAAUGAAAAUAUAUCCAAUUUUUAUUCAUGGCCUUGUCAUUUUGUAUAUUUUCGGAACCAAACAGAUACUAAAAUUAAAUGCACUAAAAAUAAACAUAUUAAAAAUGAUGAAAAUAAAAUGAAAUACCAUUUACUUCGUUUUUCAAGCUUAACAAAUAUUAAUAAAUCGGCUAGCCAAAUGUUACAUUAUGACAACAUGAUAGAAAAAAAUAUGUCAAAAGAUGAUUCUACAAAAUAUGAUUCCACAAAAGAAGAUUCCACAGAAGAAGAUUCUACAAAAGAUUCUGCAAAAGAAUUGUGUGAGCCUCAUAUAUAUAGUAAUGAAAAAAAGAGAAAAGGAAUUUUGAAAAUUGAAAAAUGGAAUAAAAAAGAAAAAAAAACAGUUCGCAUAAAUAUAUGUUGUGAUAAUAAUAAUGAUAAAAUUGGGGAAUGUUUUAUUUUAGUAGAUAAAAAUGAAUUAAUUCAACCCCAAAUAAAGAGUGCCGAUAAUUGUAGUUUGUCACAAAUAAAUUGUAAAUUAUACAAUAAAAAUAAGAGUAUUAUAAAUAUUUGUGAAAAUGAUGAAAGGCAAGGACUAAUUAGUAAUAGUAGUUAUGGGGAUGGUUUUACUUAUAGUGAUUUAGAUGCAUAUAUGGGUGAAUAUAUGGAUAAUAUAGAAAAUGAUUCUUCAAUGGGUUCAUUUGAUUUAGAACCAAUACAUCUAGCUAGUAAUGAUGGUAACAUAGAAUUAAUAAAAUAUUUAUUAAAGUCUGGAAUAGAUAUAAACAGUAAAACAAAAGUAAGAAAAUAUACAGCAUUACAUAUAUGUGCAUCUAAAGGAGAUAUAAAUACAGUAAAAUUUUUAGUAAAUAAUAAUGCAGAUAUAAAUGCAUUGACAUACAAUAAUGAAACAGCAUUAUGGUUUGCAUCUAUUUCAAAUCAUUUAAACGUAUGUAAAUAUUUAUUAGAAAAUGGGGCAUUAUUAUAUUUAAAUAAAAAAGGAGAUUCAGCUUUACAUGCUGCAUCAACUAUGGGUAAUUAUGAAAUCGUAAAAUUGUUAAUAGAUAAUUCAGCUAAUAUUACACAUUUAGAUGUAAAUUUGUUAGAACCCAUACAUUAUGCAUCUUUUGAAGGACAUAAAGGAAUUGUAAAAAUAUUAAUGUAUAAACAAAUCGAACAAACUUUAAAAGAAACCAUGAAUAAAAUUAUAUAUAAUAUGAAAAAAUAUAAUGUCUAUACAAAAAAUCUAGAAACUUAUUACUAUUUUAAAUAUAAAUCAAUUAUUAAAAAAAAAAUAAUAAGUAAAGUGUUAUGUUGUGCUAUAACAUCAAGAAGCUAUAAAUUAGUAAAAUAUAUUUUAAAUAAAGGAACAGAUGUAAAUUAUUUUGAUAUACGCUUACAACUAUUUCCAAUACAUGCUGCUGCAAUAUCAGGAAAUAUAAAAAUAUUUAAAUUUCUAAUUCAAAAAGGAGCAAAUUUAUUUGCUAAAACCCCUUGUAAUAAUUUGGCUAUAAAUUUAGUUGAAAAUGUAAAAUUAAGACAAUAUAUUUUACAACAGUCUCGAAAAAUAAAUUUAAGAAAUGCAUGGAUAAUACGAAAUAAAAAAUCUGAUCAUAUAUUUUCACAUUUAUCAUAUGAUACCUUUUAUCAUACAUGUUUAUUUUUCUAA
Molecule: messenger RNA, 1836 nt
Organism: Plasmodium yoelii
Lineage: Eukaryota; Apicomplexa; Aconoidasida; Haemosporida; Plasmodiidae
Product: ankyrin-repeat protein, putative
Exons: 1
Coding region: 1-1836 (611 amino acids)
Molecular function (GO): protein binding
Source: RefSeq, a predicted model, not a curated record